GUCCCGGAGCGAGCAUCGGCCUUUUGUUGUUUUUGUGCCCGGCUUUGCGCUCAGCUGCUGCGGGGGAGGAUGAGCCGAGGAGCCGCGACCAGGAGCGGAGGAGCACGACAGUGACAUGAAGAAGGACGUGGAGACGCUGAUCGCAGAGGAACGAGCCGACAUCCUCCUCAAAUAUGCCACAGGCAGACAGGGCGGGGUGCAGGUCCACCCCUGGGAGGACGGAGACUUCAGCAUCUAUAAAGUGGUCGACCGCCUCGGCUUCAUGCAUGAGAAGGAGCUUCCACUCCCCAGCGCACAAGAGGAGAAGCUGAAGCAACAGGGGCUGGACAGAGCAGAGAAAUGGCUGAAGAUGGUGAAGAAGUGGGACAAGUACAAACGCAGUGAGAAGUUGGUGAAGCGUGUGUACAAAGGCAUUCCGGCUCAGGUCCGGGGACAGGCCUGGGCUCUGAUCCUGGAGGUGGAGAAGAUCCGGAGGGAAAACCCAGGAAAGUACCAGAGGAUGAAAGAUCAGGCCCUGGUGUACUCAUCUGAGAUUAAACAGAUUGACCUGGACAUAAACCGCACCUUCAGGAAACACGUCAUGUUCAUGGAGAGGUUUGGAGUCAAGCAGCAGUCUCUCUUCUAUGUGCUCGCUGCGUACUCAGUCUACAACACAGAAGUGAGCUACUGCCAAGGUAUGAGUCAAAUCGCUGCUCUGUUGUUGAUGUUCAUGAAUGAAGAGGACGCGUUCUGGGCCCUGACUCAGCUCCUCACUGACCACAAACACGCCAUGCACGGUUUCUUUGUCCCUGGAUUUCCCAAACUGCAGCGUUUCCAAAGUCACCACGACCAGGUUCUGUCCAAACUGUUGCCCAAGCUCAAGAGGCACAUGGACCGGGAGCAGAUGUCCACCGGUAUCUACAGCACCAAAUGGUUCAUGCAGUGUUUCAUCGAGAGGACGCCAUUCAGCCUGACCCUUCGUCUGUGGGACAUCUUCAUCUUGGAGGGAGAGAGGCUGCUCACCGCCAUGUCCUAUACCAUCCUUAAAAUACACCGCAAGCGUUUGAUGCGUAUGUCAUUGGAGGAGCUGAGAGACUUCCUGCAGGAGCGGAUUGCUGUGUCUCUGUCCCUCAGUGAUGACCUCAUAAUCGAGCAGCUGCAGGGAGCCAUGUCUGAGCUGAGGAAGAGGAAGCUCGACCUGCCUCCUCCAGGGAAAGCAGAGGAGUUGCCCCUUCGUCCUCUGGGACAGGACCUUCCAGCGCUGCUCCUCAGUCACAGACCCGCUCUGGCCUGCCCUCCUCUGCCUCUCUCUCCCGACCAGAGCCCAUCUAAAGACCCCCGUGCUCUGGAGCCCCCCGUGGACCCCCUCCCCUCCCUGGAUCCUGUCCUCAUCCACCGCACCGCCCUUGCCUCCCCGGAAGACUCCCCCCUCACAGGACCCCCACCUUACCAGUCCCCCCAGGCCCGCCUUACCCCUCCUCCAGACCCCUCCUCCAGGAUCACCAGGACUCUCUCCGCUCCUGUGGCCCAGUCUGAGGUGCUGUGUCUGGGGAUCAGUCAGUCUGAAAGUCUGGCUCCUGUCCCACUCCUCGUCCAGGACGGUUCGGAUACAGAGGAGGGGUCAUGAAGUGGACUGAAUGUACCAAGCAAUUGACUUUUAAGACGCUGUAUUAUCAAACUAUUUUUUGUAUUUAAAGCUCGAUUUAGGAUAAUUUAAACAUAAAAAAAACUUCACUGCCAGCAAGACAAAAUCAAAAUUCAUGCCAGAUGCCCUCCUGUCUCGGUACAUGAUGUAACUUUUCUGGUUGAGAGUAUGCCUUCUUUUUUCUCUAUGGAGGUGUUAAUUCUUUACCAAGAUUGUUCCACAGUAAUAUAAACUUAUAUUAAUGUAUCUCCAUGGAGACAAACAAGUGACAUCGCAAGGCUAGGUUACUGGUCAGGACUGUGGAGAGGUGAGGCUGCUUAGUGUUUUUCAGCAAUAAAAACACCUGCAAUUAACUACAUGCUAAGUAGAUAGGUUUAAUGUCAUACUGUGGAACAUACAAGGCCUUUGAUACACUCUCCCAUUCUAGACACUCACACCUGACCAGGAGAGAAGAUAUGAGCCAGGAUAUGGUUCCAGACCCACUCCUCUGUGUAAAGUUUUGUCAAAGCGUGUGAUAAUACUUGUGCCCCACCCGCCUUGAGACAGACUGACAAAGGAGUGGCAGCCAUUCUCAGUGUAAUAUCCAGGUUUUGUCUACAGUGUAAAAGGAUUUAUAUGUCAGAAUCUUGAUAAGCACAAUCCAUGUUCACAAAAGCUGUUUAACUGCCCUGAACAAUAAGAAUCGAUAUUGCUGUUUAAGUAUCAGUGAGCUACCAGUGCCAAGCUAAUACAUGUGUGCCAAUGUUCUCAAUAAUACUCACCAGUUUGAAGGUCCUAGAUUAUGUUGCAUUGGUUUUUUGAGGUUUUAGUCAUGUUAGAAUGCUGUUAAAUCAUCCAAAAUAUGUCUGUGUUUCAAUCAUGCUUUGAGUUAUCGCUAAAAUUGACAUCUGCUUGGUUCCACCUUGUGAUGUCAUUAGGUGUUAAUCCAGGAGAUGGCCAUGUCUAAAUUUCAAACUAUCAUUUUGAAGUGUCUGUGCUAAGGUGUCUAAAACUCUAAAUACUACAUAGUGUAGGACCUUUAAGCUACAGUGCCAUGUUUGAACAAACUUGAACCACAGAUUGUCCUGAAAUGUUGUUUUUUUUUCUUCAAUGGUGA
Molecule: messenger RNA, 2720 nt
Organism: Periophthalmus magnuspinnatus
Lineage: Eukaryota; Metazoa; Chordata; Actinopteri; Gobiiformes; Gobiidae
Product: USP6 N-terminal-like protein
Exons: 15
Coding region: 116-1606 (496 amino acids)
Source: RefSeq, a predicted model, not a curated record